Messenger RNA from Branchiostoma belcheri (Belcher's lancelet), 486 nucleotides. Its product is annotated as annexin A11-like. Bases 1 to 486 code for a protein of 161 amino acids. NCBI's taxonomy places the organism in Eukaryota, Metazoa, Chordata, Leptocardii, Amphioxiformes, Branchiostomatidae. The transcript has 3 exons. The record is from RefSeq and is a predicted model, not a curated record.
AUGCUGCAGCAAGCCGGCUUCUACAGCCUCACGGGGUUCAGAGUGGCCCAACCUUCCGUUACAUCAGCGGGAAUCAGCGCAGCUCGUCAGAAUGCGGCCUGCGUGUCUGGAGCUGCAGGGAAGAAUGUUAUAAAUGGGCUGCCGGGCCUGCCUGACAGAGAUGCAUAUAUGGAGGUUAUACAGAUUCCUCCCUGCCCGCCUGUCCCACCCCUGGGGAGCCAUACACCACCCCAGGGGAGCCCUCACCACCCCGGGGGCUCCCUACCCGCCUGGCCCCACCCAAGUGUAGCUCUCUGUCUCGACUACAGGGGACUCCCUGUCCCCACCCAGGGGACGUCCCUGCCCGGGGAUCCGUACGGAACACAGUCAGCUCUGCCCGCCUGUCCCCACCCUGGGGACGCCCUGUCCCCACCCUGGGGACGCCCCUGCCCGGGGAUCGGUACGGAACAUGGCUACCUCGGACCGGCGUUUGUACAGCCGGAGUGA